Dictyostelium purpureum is the source of this 1998-nucleotide messenger RNA. RefSeq lists its product as uncharacterized. The record is from RefSeq and is a predicted model, not a curated record. The transcript has 2 exons. Lineage: Eukaryota; Evosea; Eumycetozoa; Dictyosteliales; Dictyosteliaceae. The coding region runs from base 1 to 1998 and encodes 665 amino acids.
AUGGAAAAAAAAUUAUUUUUUAAAGUUUGGAAUAAUAUAUAUUUAAGAAAACAAAUUCAAAACCAUAUUUUAUUUUUUAAUAUAUUUGGUGAGAGAUUUUUUAAAGAUAGAUCCCUAUAUGACUGGUCUAUAAAUAAAUCAUAUAUAACAAAUCUAGAUUGGAUUGGUACACUACCAGAUAUAAAUGAAUUACCACCAUUUUUGACAGUUUUAUCAUUUUUCUAUAGUAAAAAAUUACUUUCACCUGGCUCAUUACCAAAUAGUCUCACAACACUCACAGUCAAUGAUUUAAACCAAGAAAUUCUACCGGGAUUAUUUCCAAAUAAUCUCACAACACUCACAUUGGGCGGUCGUUUUAACCAAGUAGUUACAUCUGGCUCAUUACCAAAUAGUCUCACAACACUCACAUUGGGCGGUUGUUUUGACCAAGUAGUUACACCUGGCUCAUUACCAAAUAGUCUCACAGCACUCACAUUUAGAGGUAAUUUUAACCAAGUAAUUCUACCCGGCUCAUUACCAAAUAGUCUCACAACACUCACUUUCAGUGGUACUUUUAACCAAGUAAUUCUACCGGGCUCAUUACCAAAUAGUCUCAGAACACUCAAAUUCGGUAGUUAUUUUAACCAAGUGGUUACACCAGGUUCAUUACCAAAUAGUCUCACAACACUCAUAUUCGGCGAUUAUUUUAGCCAAGUAAUUCUACCGGGCUCAUUACCAAGUGGCCUCACAACACUCACAUUCGGUCGUUGCUUUAACCAAGUAGUUACACCUGGCUCAUUACCAAAUAGUCUCACAACUCUCAUAUUCAAUUUUUAUGACCAAGCAAUUCUACCGGGCUCAUUACCAAAUAGUCUCACAAAACUCUUAAUCGGUUUUGAUUUUAACCAAGUAGUUAAACCAGGUUUAUUACCAAAUAGUCUUAGAACACUCGCAUUAGGUUGUAAUUUUAACCAAGCAGUUAAACCCGGCUCAUUACCAAAUAGUCUCACAACACUCACAUUCGGUCAUUAUUUUAACCAAAAAUUUAAACCCGGCUCACUACCAAAUAGUCUCACAACACUCACAUUCGGUUAUGGUUUUAACCAAGUAGUUAAACCCGGCUCACUACCAAAUAGUCUCACAACACUCACAUUCGGUGAUUAUUUUAACAAAAAAGUUAAACCCCGCUCAUUACCAAAUAGUCUCAAAACACUCACAUUCAGUAAGAAUUUUAACCAAGUGAUCAAACCAAGAUCAUUACCAAAUAGUCUUACAACACUCACAUUCGGUGAGGAUUUUAACCAAGUGAUCAAACCUGGAUCAUUACCAAAUAGUCUCACAACACUCAAUUUCGGUAACAGUUUUAAAGAAGUAGUUCUACCGGGUUUAUUACCUAAUAAUCUUACAACACUCACAUUCGGUUAUUAUUUUAACCAAGAAAUUCUACCCGGCUCAUUACCAAAUAGUCUUACAACACUCACAUUCGGUUAUUGUUUUAAUCAAGUAGUUCUACUGGGCUCAUUACCAAAUAGUCUCAUAACACUCACAUUCGGUUAUCUUUUUAACCAAAUAGUUCCACCUAGCACAUUACCAAAUAGUCUUACAACACUCACAUUCGGUGGUGGUUUUAAUCAAGUAGUUCUACCGGGCUCAUUACCAAAUAGUCUCACAACACUCACAUUCGGUCGUAAUUUUAACCAAGUAAUUCUACCGGGCUCAUUGCCAAAUAGUCUCAUAACACUCACAUUCGGUGAUGAUUUUAACCAAGUGUUUACACCGGGCUCAUUGCCAAAUAGUCUCACAACACUCACAUUCGGUAAAAAAUUUAACAAAGCAUUUAAACCCGGCUCAUUACCAAAUAGUCUAAAAAAACUCACAUUCGGUCGUAGUUUUGAACAAUUAGUAGUUACACCCGGCCCAUUAAUAUAUAGUGAUGCCAACAAUUGGUUACCGUCAUCACUUAAAACUUUAAAAAAAGGUUAUUUUUCAAUUCGUAUUAUACAACAAAGUGAAAACUAA